AAAGCAUAACACUGAAUAGCGCUUCACACGUGAGAGGCGAGCGGACAUUGUGGUUUUAUAGUUUCCUUCUGAAACAUAAAAACAAUGGCUUCAGACACAAUUCUCUUACUGAUUUCGUUUAUUUUCACCUCUCAGAGUGAAAUAUGUUCUCUGUACUACACCUAUAGUACCGUAUCGAAAUCUCUGAUUUCAGAAUUUCACCGCUCAGUUGAAAUCAAUGACAUAGAGAUGAGCUUCUGUAAGAGUGUGAAUAAAGCAGAUUUCUUGACUCAGUUGUGUGAGGAAUCUAAGAGACUCUUUAGAAAUGAAACUGAUUAUUUGAAUUAUAAAAGAGACUGGCUUCAGAUCAACUUAAACGCACUGAUGGAAGUAGGAAAUGAAAACGUGACGAACGAUGCAGAUCUUCAUGUUCUUCAGUGGAGACACGGCUGUGCAGGUGAACGUCACUCUAAUGGUUCAAUAAUAUUUCUUCAAGGAAGUGAUGAAUACGCCUAUGAUGGAGAGACUUUGACCUUUAACCUCUCUGUGCACUGGAAACCUUUGUUCCUUGAGCAUGGCAUCAUCUGGAACAGAGAAUCAGUUUCCAGUCUUGAGAGGAAAUGUGUGGAAACAUUAACCAGCUUUACUGACCUUCAACGAGAGGGAAAGUUCAUCACAGCAUCUCGUCCUGAGGUUUACUCUUCUGUAAAAGCAUCUGGAUCAUCAGAGCAGCAGAUUCUGGUGUGUUUGGCCACAGGCUUCUACCCUAAACAUGUGCAGAUGGAGAUCAGGCGUGAUCAGACGCUGGUACCUGAGGACCAGCUAAACUCACAUGGACUCAGACCAAACGCAGACGGAUCCUUUCAGCUAAUGAAGACUCUGCAGAUCCUGCCGUCUGAAAGAUCUCACUAUCAGUGUGUGGUGAAGCACCAGACUCUGACUGAACCACUCAUUAGCAGCUGAGGUAACGAUAAUGAGGAGGAUAAUAAAGGUCUCUAUUUCAUAAGAUCACUUCAUAAUUACUGUUACAUUUGAUUUUGCACCCUUAUCAAACUCUUUGUUUUCUGUGUCAGAUGAAUCGAAUGUCCUGCUGCCGGUGAUCAUUGGAGUUGAAGUUGCUUUAGUUGUUCUUGCUAUCAUUGUUCUUGUUUUGUAUCUGUUGAGAAAAUGUGUUAAAUAUCGAAGUGAGUAUUAUUCCUUUAAGUGUUUUAAAGUCC
Carassius carassius (crucian carp) is the source of this 1196-nucleotide messenger RNA. Its product is annotated as popy class I histocompatibility antigen, alpha chain E-like. The record is from RefSeq and is a predicted model, not a curated record. Gene Ontology annotation, biological process: immune response. The transcript has 4 exons. NCBI's taxonomy places the organism in Eukaryota, Metazoa, Chordata, Actinopteri, Cypriniformes, Cyprinidae. Gene Ontology annotation, cellular component: external side of plasma membrane. Bases 85 to 942 code for a protein of 285 amino acids.